Haemonchus placei is the source of this 396-nucleotide messenger RNA. NCBI's taxonomy places the organism in Eukaryota, Metazoa, Nematoda, Chromadorea, Rhabditida, Trichostrongylidae. The record is from the annotation of a GenBank genome assembly.
AUGAGAGCUGUGUUCGUGUUCCUGGCGUUGGUGCUUGUCGCCACUCUAAUCGACGCCAAAAAACAAAGUGUAACUGUCAAAGGUGUUACCGUCUGCAAUAAGAAGCGACUUGCCGAUGCCACUGUGGAACUAUGGGAGAGAGAUCGACUUGACCCCAAUGAUUUGUUGAUGACGAUGAAAACCAAGAAAGACGGCGAAUUUCUCGUAAAAGGUGAAGAAGACGAAGUUGGAGGAAUUGAACCAUUCCUCAGAAUCACCCACACAUGCAACGUCAAGAAACCGGGUUGCAAACGAAUUUCCGAGUACGAGAUUCCCAAGAAGUUUAUCAACGGCGUCUACGAUAUGACGUAUGUGACCCUGGACAUUAUUUCAGCUGUCGACAAAGAGAAGUGCUAA